Molecule: messenger RNA, 1645 nt
Organism: Linum tenue
Lineage: Eukaryota; Viridiplantae; Streptophyta; Magnoliopsida; Malpighiales; Linaceae
Source: the annotation of a GenBank genome assembly
GAGAGAGAGAGAGAGAGAGAGUGUAAAAUAAUUGAAGAGGACGAUAGCGAGAGAGAGAGAGAGGAAGAGGAAGAGAGAUUGCUGGUCGGAGUGACAGAAAGAAAGCGGGACCCGUCGGAGAUAAAAAAAAAAAGUUAAGUUGUUCGAAAUCAGAGCAAGGAAGAUCGGUUCGGUGAAGAGAGAACCGCAAGGCGUGGAAGUCAAUUUUGCAGGCAUUCAGUGAAUCCAGGAGGGAGGCUGUUCUCAGAUCGGUGUGGCUUUUUGAUAAAUUGAGAAAAUGAGUGAGGUAUUUGAAGGAUACGAACGCCAGUAUUGUGAGCUAUCUGCCAAUCUAUCCCGAAGGUGCACUUCAGCUAGCGCACUUGAUGGAGAGCUAAAGAAGCAAAAGCUCAGUGAAAUAAAAGUCACCUUGGAAGAUGCAGAGUCUUUGAUUCGCAAAAUGGACCUUGAGGCAAGAAGUUUGCCACCAAAUGUCAAGGCUGUGCUUCUGGCUAAAUUAAGAGAAUAUAAGUCUGAUCUCAAUAAUCUAAAAAGUGAAGUUAAAAGGAUUGCUUCUGGUGACCUCAAUGCUGCUGCCCGAGAUGAACUGCUAGAGUCUGGGUUGUCUGAUGCAGUGACGGUAUGUUUGGGCUUUAGCAUUUUGGAUGCAUUAUGGUUUUGAGGUGCUUUUUUAACUGGCUUAUCAUUCUGUGGCACAUUAAAUAUUAUGAUGUAUUCAAACUGAUAUGAGUGAUCUUCUAGUUCUUUGGUAUUGUGAGAUUUUCCAGUCACUCUUUUUCUUUUUAAGUGCAUACGCAGGGCAAUGGGGAUUCUCUACUUUGUGAGUAUCUGUGCACUUUCGUGUUAUGAAUGUCUUGCAUACUGCUACACUUGGCAGUUAUGAUAAUCAAGCAGCCUAUGGCUCUCCUAGGUUGAGUUACAUAUCGGUUCUACAUCCAUUACAAGGAUGUUUAAGCAAUAUCUUGUUCAUGUGAUGUUGGGUGCAGGCAUCAGCUGAUCAUAGGUCAAGAUUAAUGACGUCGACAGAGAGAUUGAAUCAGUCUGAUGAAAGAAUCAAGGACAGCAGGAGAACUAUGUUGGAAACAGAAGAGCUUGGCGUUUCUCUUCUUCAAGAUUUGCAUCAGCAGCGUCAGUCUCUUUUGCGUGGUCACGAUACGCUUCAUGGAGUGGAUGACAACUUGGGGAGGAGCAAGAGAGUGUUGGGUAACAUGAGCAGAAGGAUGAACAGAAACAAAUGGAUCAUCGGUGCUGUUAUUGUGGCCCUUCUUGUUGCGGUCAUCUUGAUUCUGUAUUUCAAACUUAGAUAGGGAGUUUGCCAAAGAAAAAAGAAUUCCCACUCUUAUGGAGUUUUUUCUGUGUUUGAUUCUACGUCGAGUUAUCAGUAACUGUUUUUAUGGCUGUUGUUGUUUCGUUUGGAGGCAGAAACUAUUGUAUUGCGAUUGCUGUCCUGGUGUGAAUUUAAGAUGAGUUUGCGAGUGUACUUUAUGAUGUUUUUGUUAUUAUGAAAACCUUGUUGAAUAAAAUCACAAGGGCUCAUAGGCCAACAUUGGCUGUUUGUAAUAGGAUGGUAAGCUGUUCCCAGCUCCUAAAGAUGAGCCACUGUAUUUGCAACGCUGGCACAAAAGUCCUCUUUCUUUCUUUCUUC